AUGGAGAAGUUAAAACUCAUUAACAGGGAGGUCAAAGGUUGGAAUAAGGCUACCUUUGGAGAUAUCUUCAAGAAAAAGAAGGUUCUGGGCUUCAGACUGGAACAACUUCAAAGUAUUAUGGCUACUGGUAACCCCCCUGACCCUAUUUUGAUGGAGGAAGAGGAGUGUCACAAGAGUUGGAAGGAUAUCCUCUCUAAGGAGGAAGUUUACUGGAAGAAAAGAUCUAGAAUUCAUUGGCUGAAGGAAGGGGAUAGAAAUUUGGCCUUCUUCCACAGAUCGACCUACAUCCAUAGGAGAAGGAACUACAUCAAGAGUCUAAGGGAUGACUCUGAUCAGGAGAUCACUGGUGACUCCUUAAUCAAACAGAGUGCCACUGAAUUUUUCAUAGGAUUAUACAUGGAGUCUGGAAGGAAUGAUGUGUCUCUUCAAGAUAGCCUUUUGAGCAAGCUUUUGAAUGUCAUUGAGGAGGAUGAUAACUAUCAGCUAACUACUCCUAUCUCCUUGGAAGAAGUCCAUUUGGCUGCCUUUGCAAUGGGUGCUUAUAAGACCCCAGGCCCGAAUGGUUUCCCCUCAGCGUUCUUUCAGGAUUAUUGGGACAUUGCGGGGGGUGGAAUCAUCCACGACCAGUUGGGGAAUGUUGUGGCAGCCUACACAGGCUAUCUAAAGAACAAUGUUGUCACUCAAGCGGAGGGAAUGGCCCUCCUAUGGGGUCUAAAAUUUGCCAAUUCCAUAGGAAUUAAACAGCUGGAAAUUGAAGGAGACUCGUAG
Molecule: messenger RNA, 768 nt
Organism: Cryptomeria japonica (Japanese cedar)
Lineage: Eukaryota; Viridiplantae; Streptophyta; Pinopsida; Cupressales; Cupressaceae
Exons: 2
Coding region: 1-768 (255 amino acids)
Molecular function (GO): RNA-DNA hybrid ribonuclease activity; nucleic acid binding
Source: RefSeq, a predicted model, not a curated record